GCGACGUGCGCGCUCACGUCCCUGCGCGCUUCGCGAAGCGAGAACAGAAGAGGGCGAAAAAUCCAGCGAAAGCGAGUCCAGACCGAGCUUCCUGACCCGAGCGUGGCUUGUUGAGGAAGUUGCCUCCAAGCGCACCGACUUGCACGCGAAGCGGGAGGGGGGGAUUUUUUUUGCCUGCACAACUGCACGGGAUUCCUACGAGCGAGCGGCCGCACUUGUGCGCACGUCGGGGAGGUCUCCGUUGCGAGUUUUAGCCGGGGAGCAGCGGUGAACGCACCACGUCGUGCCGCUCGUGGAGGAGAGGCGAGCGGCGCAGAGCAGCGCAGCGAGGGGAGAAGUUUCCGCUGGCGUGUGUUGUCACUGCGGGGCUGCGAAAUCCGCAGGAAUGUCGCACAAGGAAAGACCCACGUUCUACCGACAGGAGCUCAACAAAACCGUGUGGGAGGUCCCGGAGCGGUACCAGAACUUAUCCCCAGUCGGCUCCGGUGCCUACGGAUCCGUGUGUUCAGCAUACGACGUGAAGACAGGCCUGAAGGUAGCGGUGAAGAAGCUGUCAAGGCCUUUCCAGUCCAUCAUCCAUGCAAAGAGGACCUACAGAGAGCUGCGGCUGCUCAAGCACAUGAAGCACGAGAACGUGAUCGGCCUAUUAGAUGUUUUCACACCAGCAACAAGCUUAAAGGAGUUCAAUGAUGUGUACCUGGUGACCCAUUUAAUGGGAGCAGACCUCAACAACAUUGUGAAAUGCCAGAAGCUGACUGAUGACCAUGUCCAGUUCCUCAUUUAUCAGAUCCUCAGAGGCUUAAAGUACAUCCAUUCUGCAGACAUCAUCCACAGAGACCUGAAACCCAGUAAUCUGGCUGUGAACGAAGACUGUGAGCUCAAGAUCCUGGACUUUGGUUUGGCCCGGCACACAGAUGAUGAAAUGACAGGCUACGUAGCCACGCGGUGGUACCGGGCCCCAGAGAUCAUGCUCAACUGGAUGCACUACAACAUGACGGUGGAUAUCUGGUCAGUGGGCUGCAUCAUGGCUGAGCUACUCACUGGACGGACGCUCUUCCCUGGCACAGACCACAUUGAUCAGUUGAAGCUUAUAAUGAUGCUCGUCGGAACUCCAGGGCCUGAGCUCUUGAUGAAAAUCUCUUCGGAGUCUGCAAGGAACUACAUCAACUCACUUCCCCACAUGCCCAAGAGGAACUUUGCAGAUGUUUUUAUUGGUGCCAACCCUCUUGCUGUAGACUUGCUGGAGAAAAUGCUGGUGUUGGACACAGACAAGCGAAUCACAGCGUCUGAGGCCCUGGCCCACUCGUACUUCGCCCAGUACCAUGAUCCAGAUGACGAGCCUGAAGCAGAACCAUAUGACCAGAGCUUCGAAAGCCGUGAGCUGGAAAUUGAAGAAUGGAAAAGCUUAACUUACGAUGAGGUACUCAGCUUUGUGCCCCCGUCAUUCGAUGGAGAUGAAAUGGAAUCCUGAGAAGUACCUUGUUGUCCAGAAACACUCUUUAAAGACUAUCAGUCUGAUGUGACUACCGACCAUUUACUUACACACAUGCACAACCAUGACAUUCAAGUGCCUGGCAUCAUUUACAUGUGGGCAACACUGGGAUAUCAGGGAUAAAACCCAUCACCAAUAUUGCUGUUUUUGUUACCUUGCAUCCCAACCUGCUGAGGCAGACUUUAAUUGUCCUUCUAUUUUUAUAGAGCCAUUUAUAUUUUGCCCCAUCGAUUCCCAAAAAGUAUAAAGUACACAAGUGUAUUUCAGCCAGUUAUAGAAAAUGAACUGCUGAUGAUAGGUAUUUUAUAAAGUUGUUGUUCUGCUCUAAACUAUACGCAGAAAGUUGAAUUUGGGAAAGGUUUUGAAACCAUAAAUGUGUCGCAACUUUCAUGUUUUCUCCAGCAUUCUCAUAUUUAUAUAAGCCAUCAUAUGCACAUAUGAUGGCAAACAGUAUUUGUAUGGAAGUACUCCUGACAAAACCCUACAAUGUGUGUCAUAAUUUGCUGAGCUGCACCUCAGAUAUAAUCCAGGAUGAAUUUUAUUAAGCGUUUAGCCUGAAACAGCAUAUAAAAAGACACAGUAUAUAAUUUAUUUCAUGUAUAGGAAAAACUAAAAUAUGUAGAAUAUUGACCAAGUUGGAAAUUCUAAGUCAUAAUUCUUCUUGGAUUUGAACGCUUCCAGCGUCCUAUUUUAUCACUUUGGUAAUGUACUUGUUUUAUGUUUUCAUUUCGCCUGUUUUUCCACCUUCUGUCUUCUGGCCCUUCUUUUGCUUCAGAAGAAUGUUUUUGCUAAGUCUACACUGCUUCAGCUUGAUGAAGCCACUUUUAGCUGAUUAGUUUAUUGAAAUUUGAUGUUUUCUUCACAACAUCAACUGACAGUGUAAUUUAAUCAUAUUGCAUUUAUACAACACAGUACUAUUAUUGUUUAUUGAAUGUUGGGGCACCAGUUUGCUCUGUAUUUAUGAUCUUUUGUUAUGUUGUUUGUAUAUCAAUGUGAAAGAUAUUUGUCAGAAUUUAUUGUUUCUUUUAUUUUGUUAUUUAUGGAAAGCUUACUGUACCAGAAACCAAAAGUCACAUCUUGUGUCAUUGGAAUCUUAGUGACUGCAGUUGUAGCUUAUCUAUUGUAGCAUUUGCUACUACUUUGCCCUGUAUACUAGAUUGGUGGACUUGCUCAUUCACAGAGUUUACUCACUAAAGUGUAUUUAUCUUUUAUUCCCCAAGGUAUUUCCUUCAAAUGUGAUCAUAUUUUCAUAGCAGAAACCAUCCAGAAAUCCAUAGUGUAUAUAUAGGAAACACCAACAAACCACUAAAUCUGUAAACAUUUAACAUUUAGGAAAAAUGAUUUGCAAACAGUUUUAGAAAUUGGACUAUAUUUUCCCAUCUAGACCCACAGUUGCUCUGGCUAGUGACAACCAAACUAUUAAUGACUUCACACUGUCCUGUUCCACAGCUUAUUUUCCUUUUUAGGUUUUUUCAAAAGUAUUGUGUUAAUUCAAAAUCUUUUUGUGUUGUUCUGUGAAUCUGUACAAUGUAUUGUUUUUAUGAGCACAACUAGAAGCAUAUUUGUCAGUCAUUGAAUAAUUUAGUUGGGCAAGUUAUGGGAAGGUGUGCACGUUUACUCAUUGGAUACAGAGGGGUGACCCUGUUUUUCAUUAAAGUGUCCAAGAUAUUCAUAUCAUCCAUAUCACUAGCUUGGUUAUUGGUUAUGCCUUUUCCUUAUGUAUGUCCACGUGUUUUUAAAAUGUUUAUCACAUGUACCAAGACAACAGGCCGUGCCACCUGUAAAUACCACCAUUAGAAAAUAAAGGCUACUAUUUUUCAAACCUGA
This is a messenger RNA of Betta splendens (Siamese fighting fish), 3319 nucleotides long. RefSeq names its product mitogen-activated protein kinase 14b (gene mapk14b). The coding region runs from base 386 to 1471 and encodes 361 amino acids. Gene Ontology annotation, cellular component: nucleus; cytoplasm. Gene Ontology annotation, biological process: protein phosphorylation; intracellular signal transduction. The transcript has 12 exons. The record is from RefSeq and is a predicted model, not a curated record. Gene Ontology annotation, molecular function: MAP kinase activity; ATP binding. NCBI's taxonomy places the organism in Eukaryota, Metazoa, Chordata, Actinopteri, Anabantiformes, Osphronemidae.